This is a messenger RNA of Hyaloscypha bicolor E, 1297 nucleotides long. RefSeq lists its product as uncharacterized. The transcript has a single exon. Lineage: Eukaryota; Fungi; Ascomycota; Leotiomycetes; Helotiales; Hyaloscyphaceae. Bases 142 to 1017 code for a protein of 291 amino acids. The record is from RefSeq and is a predicted model, not a curated record.
CUCAAACACUCCCACGUCCUUUUCAAACAGGUUCAUGUUUGAGAUCAAAGAAACAGUUAGUCGUUCACUAAAUCGCUAACUACCAGGGAUACGUCUCCAGUCUCAACACCAAGCUUGCUUUUCUCAGCCACCUCCUGAACAAUGUCACCAACGCUUGACCACAUAAUAAUCCUUCUUCCCUACGCAUCAUUGGUCAAUCCUCCAUCCUGGCUCACUGAAAACUUCACAAUUACUCCUGGUGGAAAACAUGGUGAUGGGAAGACUGAGAACAAGCUUAUUUGUUUUCGAGACGGCACCUACAUCGAAUUGAUCGCUUUCAUCAAUGAUGACCCCAAGAAAAGGCUAGGACAUUGGUGGGACAAAGAAUUCGGAAUCGUCGACUUUUCAUUCGCACACUCUGACGGCGAUGCAACCGUUCACUUUUCGGAGCUCGAGGAACGGCUGAAGAGCCUGGAUUGGGGAGAUGGGAGUAUUGAAGUGGCAUAUGAGGAACCCCAGACAGGGGCGAGGAUGCGACCCGAUGAACAGGAGAUCAAGUGGCAAGUGACAUUUCCGGUGGUCACUACUGGCUACCAAAGAGGCGAGCUCCCAUUCUUUACCCACGACAUCACACCCCGCUCUCUGCGGGUGCCUUUUUCGGAGGAGAGUGUCACGCAUCCAAGUUCCGCCCUUGGGGUCAAGAGCUUGAGCAACUUUAUCCAGGCCUCCAAAAGCUCUGCUCUUGCGAAAGGGUAUUCUGCUAUCCUGGAUAUGCCCAACUUAGCAACGGAAGAAGAUUCACAGAAGCUUGGUAUCUUCGAGGUGCAAGGAGCGAAGGAGAUUGAAGGUGGGCACAAGGCCAAGAUUUAUUUGAAGGCGCCAAACGAGCCCCAGCUUGAGCAAAUGGAGAGAAGAGGCGGCUCAAUGUUAGGUGACCUGAUUCUUGGUGUUUCCGCAGUCUCAGGUGCUUCUAAGUAUCCAAAAAGAAUAGAUGUCUCGGGCGGAGGAAUCGGAGGAGUGCUUUUGGACUUGUGCUGAUUUCUUCCCAUAACGUCAGGCACUUCUGGGUGGAAGACGUCGACGGGGAAGAGGGUGGGAAGAAAGUUUAAGCAUCGGUUCGAUUAUAAUUAUUCGGCAUGGAAGCUCGACAGCCCUAGCCUAAUGUUCAAUGAAGUAGUGUGCAAAAUACAAGCCCCUCGAUUUAACCUAGUUAAAGCCAAGCCGCCGCUUGCCAAUAGAUGUACCGAACAUUACCAUCCCUAUUGGUCAAGAUUGAUCCCAAUGUCGUCACAUCCAUUUUAAACACUGACCCUCCAUC